AUGGAUGAAGAGAAGAACGAGUCAGGCCUGUGUUUGGGCUGCCCUGGAGGGAGCCCCAGCCAGCCGCAGAAGCCUUUGUUGGGCCAACGCAAUGGCGACGAGGGCCCCAUGGAAGCCUUGUCCAGCGUCACCAGCCUUGCACAGCCGGUCCAGGGCCAGGAUGGGUCCUGGAAGGUAUCUGAUGGAAAGGACAUGCUGGGAAGCCCAUCCCCCAUCCCAGAAAGCCAGGAGGAAGCGGGAAGCGGGGACCAGAAGGCCAAGACCUCCCCAGAACAAGGUUUUUUUGCUGAAUGGACCACCAUCCCCUCCACCCUGGAGUUUGCCGCUGAGAUGAGCUCGCCUGCAGGCCAAGGCCUUGGUCACAAUCCAGCCGAGACAGACCUUCCGAUUGAUCCAUUUGGGGUUGCCGCUCUGCCAUCCCCCACAACGGGCAGCGCUGUCCAGACGUCCAAGGAGGCAGGGAUGGUUCCGGACCAAGACUCCGCCCCGAAGGAGGAGCCUUUGGAGUUGUGGGUGGAGUCUUCCAGCAGCUCGCCAUCGGGGGGAGGACAAGGCCACACUGACCUCACCUGGCUCGACGUGGGGAUUCCCCGGUUGGCGGUCACGCCUCCUGUCAAAGCUGCCCAGACCCCGAAGCCAUCGUCAGACCCCUUGGCCUCCGAAAUAAUUGACAUAGAUUACUAUGACCUGUUUGACGGAGAGAGGGUGGGUGGACCCUUGGAUUCCACGAAGCGGAAGCCAUCAGAGGACAAAGGGAUGUCCUGGGCCCUCCACGACCUCUACGAUGACUUCACCCCCUUCGACGAGUCGGAUUUCUAUCCCACGACCUCCUUCUAUACGGAUGGGGAUGAGGAGGACCUGGAUGAGCCGGAGGAGGAGGAGGAGGAGGAGGAAGAGGAAGAGGCAGGAGGCGGGUUGGCUAGGGACCUGGAGGGCGAGAACGACCACCGGAUCCCCGCUCCGGUGACGCCCAAAAUCAAGACCAUGGUUCAGGAAGUGGAGUCCACGAGCCGUCACUACAUUAUCCCUCCUCUGCAGACUUUCAUCGUCUCUGGCGGGAGCGGUGGGGUCACCCCCAGACCCCGUCCUGCAGAAGCUGGCAGGGACUUCGGCCUGUCUGGCAGCGAGAAUGGCACCGAAUGCCGCAGCGGCUACAUCCGACACAACAACUCCUGCAAAUCAGUGUGUGACACCUUCCCCAGCUACUGCCACAAUGGCGGGCAAUGCUACUUGGUAGAGAACCUGGGAGCCUUCUGCAGAUGCAACACCCAGGAUUACAUCUGGCACAAAGGGAUCCGCUGUGAGUCGAUCAUUACCGACUUCCAAGUGAUGUGCGUGGCCGUGGGCUCGGCUGCCCUGGUGGUCCUGCUGCUGUUCAUGAUGACCGUCUUCUUUGCCAAGAAACUCUACCUGCUCAAAACCGAAAACAGCAAACUGCGCAAGACCAACAAAUACCGAACUCCAUCCGAACUCCACAACGACAACUUCUCGCUCUCCACAAUUGCUGAGGGCUCCCACCCAAAUGUAAGGAAAUUUUGCGACACCCCGUCUAACCUCUCCCCUCAUGCUCGUGCAUUGGCUUACUAUGAUAACAUUAUCUGUCAGGAUGACCCCAACGCCCCUCACAAGCUCCAAGACCCCUUGAAGUCCUGCCUAAAGGAGGAGGAGCCCUUUAACAUCCAGACCUCCACGUCGCCCAAGUUCGAAAGUGGCAAAGGCGACCCGGACGACUCCGAGGUCAACUGCUUGCAGAACAACCUGACAUGAAGCCAUGAAGGAGAACAGAGGGAAGGAAAAGAAGUGAAAUUAUAUUUAAAAAAACCCAUAUGAAGAGCACGAGGGCCGCCUCCUGUUGUAAAAAUCUCAUUUCUUGUAAUUGUUUGCUCUCUUUUCUCUCUCUGCCGCCCCCCUGCCCCGACUUCAUAGCAUGCUUUGAUGUAUUCUGUACAGCGGGAAAUAAAAGAAUAAGAAUUCAGAAGGAGAUGAACUCCUGGAGUGUUCCCCAAUGAAUUGUGUGCGUUGGGUUGUUUGUUCCGUCGCUGUCUGUAUAUUGCCUGGGUUCACCUCCCUGCACCCCCCCGACCCCCCCCCAGUGGCAGCUGGUGACGACAGCUCCUUGAACGUUUAGACGAAAACCCGGAGCGGAUUCCACUGCCGCCUCUGACAUGGGGCCACCAGUCUGCGCUGCUCCCCCUGUCUCUCCCCGCCUCCUUUCCCCUCUCACUGCUGUGAUUUCUAAACCUUUGCUGUGACUCAACUGACUUUUUUUUGUAUAUCACC
Rhineura floridana is the source of this 2280-nucleotide messenger RNA. RefSeq names its product chondroitin sulfate proteoglycan 5 (gene CSPG5). The transcript has 5 exons. Bases 1 to 1767 code for a protein of 588 amino acids. Gene Ontology annotation, biological process: nervous system development. The record is from RefSeq and is a predicted model, not a curated record. Lineage: Eukaryota; Metazoa; Chordata; Lepidosauria; Squamata; Rhineuridae.